CUUCGCUCGGCGGGGCAGGGCCCGGCGCGGCGGGGCCCAGUGGUUCCCGGGGCCGCCCCGGACCUUGCGCUCCAUGACGCGGUGCCGCCGUUCUCUCGCCCGCCCCGCCGGUCUUUGGCCCCGGGGCGCGGCACCCCCAGUCCCGUGGUGCGGCGGGGAGGAGGCGAGCGGCGGCCGGCCCCGUGUGCGGAGCAGCAGCCCCCCGGCAUGGCCACGCCGCGGGUCACCGAGAGCACGGUCACGGUGCAGGGACAGACCCUCUUCUACCGCCAAGCUGAGCCAGCCCCGGCAGUGCCGAAGCUGACCGUGCUGCUGCUGCAUGGCAUCCGCUUCUCCUCCGAAACCUGGCUGCAGGUGGGGACGCUCGCCACGCUGGCCGAGAACGGCUACCGAGCCGUGGCCAUCGACCUGCCGGGGCUGGGGCGCUCGAAGGAUGCUGUGGCCCCAGCACCCGUGGGCCAGCCGGCACCGGCGGCGUUCCUGAAGGCAGUUUCAGAGGCUGUGGACUUGGGUCCAGCUGUGGUGAUCAGCCCAUCGCUCAGUGGCAUGUACUCGCUGCCCUUCCUCUUAGAGCACAGCCAGCUGCUCAAGGCCUAUGUGCCUGUGGCGCCCAUCUGCACUGAGAAAUUCACGGCGGAGCAGUAUGCCCAGAUCAAAACCCCCACGCUGAUCGUGUACGGGGACCAGGAUGCAGAGCUGGGGCACACCAGUCUGAACAACCUGCGGCACCUCCCUGAGCACCAGGUGCUGAUGCUGCAGGGUGCAGGGCACGCCUGCUACCUGGACAAGCCCAAUGAGUGGCACCGUGGACUCCUGGCCUUCCUGCAGCAGCUCAAGUGAGCAGGAUGGGACCACAGAGCAGGAGGAUGUGGCAGCCCACCCACCCCUCUGCCUGCACAUGCACCCUUGUGCCAACACUGCACUAGCCCACACCAGCACACACAUCUCUUGAGACCAAAUAAAACACCAAGCUCUGCCACUGC
Passer domesticus (house sparrow) is the source of this 983-nucleotide messenger RNA. It is a transcript of the gene ABHD14B, whose product is annotated as abhydrolase domain containing 14B. The coding region runs from base 208 to 840 and encodes 210 amino acids. Gene Ontology annotation, biological process: positive regulation of transcription by RNA polymerase II. Gene Ontology annotation, cellular component: cytoplasm. NCBI's taxonomy places the organism in Eukaryota, Metazoa, Chordata, Aves, Passeriformes, Passeridae. The record is from RefSeq and is a predicted model, not a curated record. Gene Ontology annotation, molecular function: hydrolase activity. The transcript is spliced from 4 exons.